This is a messenger RNA of Colletotrichum spaethianum, 279 nucleotides long. RefSeq lists its product as uncharacterized. The coding region runs from base 1 to 279 and encodes 92 amino acids. The transcript is spliced from 2 exons. Lineage: Eukaryota; Fungi; Ascomycota; Sordariomycetes; Glomerellales; Glomerellaceae. The record is from RefSeq and is a predicted model, not a curated record.
AUGGCUGCCGGGUCCGCGAAGCUCCAGACCCCCAGCUCCGAGGCCGGAGGCAGCGCCGCCGACGACUCCAAGACGGCGCCCGGCUGGAACAACAAGAAGCUCAGAGAGGAGUUUGAAACUUUCAAGGCAAAACUCCUUGACCAGCGCUUCGACCCUAAGCACUUCCCCGAUCCUUUGCUCCCCAGGAACGGCUCCGACCCCCGGAAUAAUCCCAAAGGAACGCCGGAGGCCGAAAGGAGGAUCGACCAGAUCAUCGCCGAGUACAAUGCCCAGGGUUGA